Peronospora belbahrii is the source of this 906-nucleotide messenger RNA. Lineage: Eukaryota; Oomycota; Peronosporomycetes; Peronosporales; Peronosporaceae. The record is from the annotation of a GenBank genome assembly.
AUGCACUUCAUGUACAUGAGUCGCGGCACCAAGAAGGUUUUCCACGUGAUGUUGCUGGUGUCAACGCUGUUGCAGCUGCCAGAGGCUAUCGAGUGGAUCUGGUAUCCGCUGUUGCAGACAUGGAAGGCCAUUUACGUCUGUCGCGUCUACUCUUUACUCCUGUUGUACUUUUUUAAUUCAUACCUAGCUAUCUGCUGGGUCGGUGUGGUGUCGGCAGGUCAGCGACUGGCACGGCGACGCAUUUCUAAGCUGGUCGCUGUACUCAAUAUGCUGUUAGUGCUGUGGGGUGUGCUGGUGCCCAUCUUACUGUCCAGAUAUACUGACGACGCGUGUGACUAUCGUGCUGCGUACGGCGUUCUGCUGGGUUACCAAGGCUUUCGUUUGCGUCGUCGUCUCCUGCUUGCGCACGGUACCGUUACCGCUGCCAGCGUCGAAAAGUCUCUCAAACAGCUCAUGCUUGCCAUCUUUAUCUUCGUUGUGUUGGGCGUGAUUCGCUUAAUCGCACUAGUGCUCAAUGAGUCUACUGCUGCGAUGUCCAUGUUUAUGUAUCUCAUCUUGUGCAACAUUAGUCCGAACGUCUUCCCAACCAUCUGCAUGCUAUACCUCAUGAGAAGAAUCACAGGCAGAGGUAGCGACGACACAGAAGUCAACCACAUGAAAAAACUUGGCGACAAGCACACGCUCUCAAAAUACAUGACUGAUCCUGACUCUGACGAAAGUAGCAGAGGAAGCACUGAGCGCGACAAGGGUACUCGUACCAAUGACGAAAACGCCAUUGUUACAGUGCAAUGGCAACUGAAGAUCCAUCAACAAAAUCUGCACCAAGACGACCAGGCACAGAGUGAUAGGGAAGCACAACAGUCUCCGUCGUUCUUCUGGAUCCGCGAAUCCAUGGAGCUCCGCUGA